Molecule: messenger RNA, 597 nt
Organism: Poeciliopsis prolifica (blackstripe livebearer)
Lineage: Eukaryota; Metazoa; Chordata; Actinopteri; Cyprinodontiformes; Poeciliidae
Product: gastrula zinc finger protein XlCGF57.1-like
Exons: 2
Biological process (GO): regulation of transcription by RNA polymerase II
Cellular component (GO): nucleus
Molecular function (GO): RNA polymerase II transcription regulatory region sequence-specific DNA binding; DNA-binding transcription factor activity, RNA polymerase II-specific
Source: RefSeq, a predicted model, not a curated record
GGUGAGAAACCUUUCUCAUGUGAAACUUGUGGAAAGUGUUUUCAGAAGAAAUCUAAGUUAGUUAAUCACAUCAGAGUUCACACCGGUGAGAAACCUUUCUCAUGUGAGACCUGUGGAAAAAGUUUCACUCAAAAGCAAAGUUUAACUGUUCACAUGAGACUUCACACGGGUGAGAAGUCUUUCUCAUGUGGGGCCUGUGGAAAAUGUUUCACUUAUAAAAAAAGUUUAAAACUUCACGUGAGAAUUCACACUAGUGAGAAGCCUUUCUCAUGCGAGAUUUGUGGAAAAAGUUUCACUCAUAAAAUCUACUUAACUGCUCACAUGGUAACUCAUACAGGUGUAAAGCCGUUCUUAUGUGGAACUUGUGGGAAAUAUUUCCCUUAUAAAAGAAGUUUAAAUUGUCACAUGAGAACUCACACGGGGGAGAAACCUUUCUCAUGUGCUACCUGUGGGAAAAGUUUUGCUUUUAGGUCUGAUUUACGAAAUCACAUGAGAACUCACACAAGUGAGAAGCCUUUCUCAUGUGUGAUUUGUGGGAAAAGUUUCCCUUAUAAAAACAGUUUAAAUCGUCACAGGAGAUCUCACACAGGUGAGAAG